AUUCAGAACCCAAAAUAGACCAUAAAGGGAUUCUUGACUAGGAAGAUGGGUCCUCACUAGUACAAUAGAGCACACAUCCGGAUACAACUAUUGCUAUCAAUCUAACGUAGCAUAUUGCUUCUCCACCCUGUUGUAGUGGUCGGAGACGUAUGAAAAACUUGAAAGAAAUAGAAUCAAAAGGGUAGAUCCCGACGAAUUAUCGAAAUAUCGUGAAAAACGAAGCUAGAACGUCCGUCACAGUCAUUACCAUACCGACGAGUUCCUCUUUCUGAACAAACUGGUUCGUGGUGUAUAAAUAUUUCGUAGCGAAAAUACGAAAGCAAUCAUGACACGAGGUCUUAAUCCAGCUACGACAUUUUCGGCAGAAGAUGUCCAAACUUUGCGGAAUGUACGAAGAGAUAUUUAUUACCAAGGGAUCAUAGGAGGUGGUAAGCAAAAGAAAUUCAAAUCUCGUAUAGGGAGUAGGAGGGUGAUGGAAUAAAGGGUGGUCAUAUCGACUUAGAAAAUAGGUCUACUCACAAUGCGCUCACUUCGCUGAUUUGUUUUCCCUCUCCUUUGAUAAAAUGUUGAAAUCAUCUUCUGUAUCUCGUUUUGUUCUGGUAACUACAUUCAUUCGGAAGGUCUUGGGCUUUGUGGUSGUUUAGUAACAUACACUGGUGCUCAAUGGGCACGGAAGCUAGGAUUUAUUAAAGGGAAGUCACUGAAUCGUAACACGGGAAUGUUGGUUGUGCUAUCCUCGUUCGCCUUUGGCCAAUUCUUCAUGGCGUCCACCACCGGGAAAGAAUUGGUGCACUUGCUUCAUCCGAUAUACGACGGUUGGAAGGGAGACCCAUCAAGUACAAAUGACGAAAGAGCAAAUCACAAUGCAUCAUCGGGAUUGGUGGAUCCAAAGCGGUUGCGAGAAAUGCGUUACGCGCGACGGAAGAGUCUUAUGGAAACAUUACAUCACCAAAAAGGUGGUAUUAGUGAUUCGCAUUCCGGACACUGGGUCGAAGAGAGAUCUAGUGAAGAAGGUGCACAUGACGUUGGCAGCGAAUCACCAGCACAGGUGGAUCCACAACGGUUACGCGAGAUGCGUUUGGCUCGUAGAAAGAGUCUCAUGGAUACAAUGUUUCACCAAAAUGGUGGUAUCAGUGAUUCGCAUUCUGGGCGAUGGGUAGAAGAAAACAGUGAAACCAAGUUCAAAAAGGAAUACUAACGAUAGACACAUGUCAGAUAUUCAAGACGCGAGCAGAAUUGUAUUCGUACCAUGCUUUGGAUCAAAUAGAAUUUACAAGACAAACAAACCCUUUGGUCAAAAGGUGUGGAUGUUUUUAAUUAUGCGAUGAUUUCAGUUUGCACCACGGUCAGGUAUUUCGCAAACAUCAGAGUGUGGAAAGCUUUCUUCAUGCUAAUUAGAAAAUACUGUUCAUCUGUUAAUGGUUUCUUUGAAGUGAAGGGUUGUGAGGCAUUCAGCCGUUGCCACAUUUCGACUCAAAGAAAACCGGGUCCAAUAUGUGCACAACCGUGGUCAUCGCCACAACGAGUUUUUGAUAAUUCAAUUUUAUAAAGUUAACCACCACGCUACAUAUUCCAACUUAUAUGAAAGUGCCUAAUAUUUAUGGUUCUACAGCGCCUAGUGGAAGCCUCCAUACACGACAUCUACGCUUUUUGGAUCAAUCAUGUACGUAGAUCGUCCCGACUCUCGCACGACUUUCAUCAAUGUAAACGCAAUUACACCGCAAUUGACAACUUUCUUUUUCUUGCCAACAUGGUUCUCCUCGAAGGGCAAAAAAGUUCGAAAGAACGAUCGGAACCAGAUGGAAUGACCACCAACGAUGACAUUCUCUUCCGUGACGGACGAGGAGAAAAUAACAUCGCAAAAUUUCCGCAUGCGCUUCAAGCCGUUGGUCCCGACCGGUUUGUUGCCCAUGUGCAGGCUCAUGUCAACCUGAUUCAUAAAGGUAGACUGAAAGUCGCAUAGUUUCGAUCCCUUGUCUAUCCACGAUGCCUGGAUCUGUGUCUGAGCAGGUGUGAUCGACAAGGUAUCGGGAUUGCGACUGAUUUCUUGCAAGGAUGGCAGGAUUAGAAUCUUUUCUUGAGGUCUACGAGCAAGUCUAUCUUUGAAACCACCCGCUACAGUUGUUACAGCACGUCUUAGACUCGAGGACACCAAUUUGGAAGGUGGAGCAUCCUUCUUUGCCAUUAGAACCGCUACGUGUUUUGCUACUGGAUCGCUUUCGUCUAGAUCUCUGGCUGAUUCGAAAAAUUUCGAUAGUUCAUCAACUUGAUUUAGUCCAAGAACUGAAGUCGGAGAAUCGUAGAACCAGCUUCAUUGUUUUCCCAUUUCAACGCACAAUUAUGAUUCAUAUGAAAAAAAAAUUGAGCCGAGACGAAUGAAUUCUUUCGAACCCUAAAUUUCAUUACACUUCGGGAAACUCACCUAUCCAUCUUCCCCAAAAGGAUCAAAUAAAGCUCGAAAACAACCGAUUUGAUCAAACCAGGAAUAAAGCCGAUGGCAAAGGCAGCUUGUGAUCGGUGACUUCCCUUGUUGAAAGUAUCGUUCCACGUAGAUUCUCCAUGUCUCACAAAGUAAAUCGUUUUUCGUUCAACAACCUCAGCAACGAGAGUCCCCUCUUUUUCUGCCUCCAAGAUGGGAUCAAAAGUAAUGCUAGGGCAUUGGGGUUUCCUCCAGGAUUUAUCAUUACAAAAGAGCAAAUAAAGCAAGCCCCGAAGAUACAUCCCGAUCUUGUAGAUCAACGUGGGGAGGUUGAACAACAUCAUCGCAAAAAUCAGGAUAAACGCCGGCCGGAUGAACGAGACGAUUUCUGCUAGCAAGCCCAUUGUAAGUUAGUGUUUCUUUCGGGUGAUACCAAGAAUUGAAGGAAUCGCAAAUGUCUGGUUUGCUGGUUACAAAGUUUUGUGGAUGCCAGGUAUUGUACUACUGGUACUUCUGUUCCUGUUUCAUCGCUUGUUCAUUGAAUUUCGAUAAAAGAACACUCGGUUCAGACACAAAAACUAAUGAUUUUUUAUGGAGAAGUGGUUUUUUGGACAUACUGUAUUUUUGGACAUACUGUAUCGUACUGUACCAAUUUUGUUACGUGAAAUUUAAUCUACUUCUUCUGGCUCUGAACAAUGAGGUUAAAUUAAUUUCCCGCAGUCCCCAUAUUCAAAAUACAAAAUACGCAUACAC
Messenger RNA from Pseudo-nitzschia multistriata, 3172 nucleotides. Lineage: Eukaryota; Bacillariophyta; Bacillariophyceae; Bacillariales; Bacillariaceae. The record is from the annotation of a GenBank genome assembly.